GUGCAGCUAAUAGACUGUCGCAUCACGUUGUUGUUGUUUAUACCGGUUAGCAUCGCUAACACCGGGAGGCUACGGGAGGAGCUGGCGGUAAAACACCCCGGAAAAUAAGUGUUUCCUCAUUGUAACUACACUUGGGACCUGAAAUAUUCAUUAAUCUUUGUGCACGGGUCCACUGCUGCCUCCCCAUGCAGAACUCCAUGAAAUGAAUAAAGCACCACAGCCUAUAGCAGGACCCCCCUCCACCCCCCACCCUGCCCCCUCCCCUGGUCUUUCACAGCCCCCAUUCCCCCCUCGUGUUGUGUUUGCCACCCCCCCACCUCCACUGAUGAACCCUGCACCGCAGCCCCGACAGUUUGCCCCUGGGCCCCGACCUUUGCACCAACAGGGAAGCUUCAGGUCAUUGCAGCCCUACUUCGCCAACAGGGCCAGCAUGGCUCCCAACAGCGGGCCCCGGGGUGUCCCACCCAGCAGCGCCCCUCGCCCUGUGACACCCAGCCACGUGUACCAGCCCGGCUCCCAGAUGAUGAUGAUCCCUCAGCAGCAGUUACCCUUCCCCAACUCCCCGCAGGCUCCUGCCUUCUUCAUCCCAGGACAGUACCGGUCACCAGCAUAUGUGGCCACACCUCAGCAAUAUCCAGUCCCAACAGGCACCCCAGGAUAUUACGCCGGCACCAGUCCUGCUGAAUAUGGUACUUAUGCAGGGGCGUACUACCCCGCGCAGCCUCAGUUCACCCCCCCGGUGCAGGCUGCACCGGUCAUUAUGAACCCGGCCCCCCAACAGCAGCCACCACCACCUCAGCCCUCCCAGCACAUCCAUACCAAACGGGAACGGAAGCAGAUUAGAAUAAGAGACCCGAACCAAGGAGGUCGAGACAUUACAGAGGAGAUUAUGUCCGGGGGCCGUAGUGGCUCCACCCCAACCCCCCCACAGACGGCUAUAUCUGGAUCAGAAACUACAGUAGUGCCCCAGGCCAACGGUGAGAGCAUCACAGCUGCUGUUCCACCAGCACUGGUUAGACCAGAUGAGAGGGGGAAAUCUACUCCACCUCCUCUGUCACAGACCCCUGAACUUAAAAAGGGUGACCCCGUCCCUACAGAGACUACCUCCUUUGAUACAAACACUAAGCCAUCCACACCCCCCCUUCGCUUAGAAUCAGAGAGCCCCACUCUAAACACGAUUUCCACGCGUGUACCCAAUGCUCCUGUUGCAGAUGUGAUGGAUGCUCCCUUGCCUCCAAAGGUACCCGCACCGACUCCCCAAUCAGCCCCGGAGGUGCCUGCCUACCCUGCACCCCUCCCUGAUCCGGUUCCCACUGCUGCUGUACAGACUAAAACAGACCUAGAGGAGAAAGAGGAGGAGGAGGAGGUGGUGGUGGUGAAAGAAGAGAUGACAGUAGAAGAGUCAAAUACCUCUUUGGACACAUCCAGUUCUCGGCUCUCCAGCACCAAUGGUGUGGAAGAGAUGGAGCGAGAGAGCCCUUCAGUCACGUUACCACCCACUCCCCUGGAGGACACUCUGGAGUCGCCUAUUGCUCAGCCUGAGGAGCUCUGCCUUCCCAAUGGUCUCCCGCUCCCAGCACCCCGGGAUCCCGACGCCCGCGCCGUCAGCACCGCUGAGCAGGAUGACAGUCCCAUCGCUGAGCCGGACGUCAGCCUGCCGCCCGUCACGCAGGCCGACACGACCGUCGCUGACGCAGCAGCACAACGCAGUGUUGAGGUCGCACCCACAGCCGUAGACCAGCCUGCAACUACACCCGCUAUCAAGGAAAGCCCUGCUCAAGCACUCGUCCAGGAAACCCCAACUCCCCCCGAGGUGGAAAACACAGUUCCCCAGGCUGACGUGGACCUGCAAGAUGAUACGCCAAUGCACCAGUCCGAUGCCAAGGAAGAGAGGGAAUCUCCUGCAGGGAUGAUUUCCAUAGCUGAUAACCCACCAGAAGCACUGCCCGCUGUUCCCACUGUUCCCACUGUUCCCACUCCCACAGCAGAAGAGAGAGAGGGCACUCCUCCUCCUCCUCAGCCUGCUUCCCCCGCCCCUACAGAAACUACUAUGCAAGCUGCUGUCUCUGUGCCAAAGAAGAAGCGGAAAAUGAAGGAUCUGAACAAAAAGGAGGCGGUGGGGGACCUCUUAGAUGCCUUUAAGGAGGAGCAGAAAAUCCCAGCGGAGCCUGAGCCAGCCCCGGUCCCCUCACCAGAACCACAGCCUCCUGCUGCCUCUCCAGCCGCCACGGAGGAGGCAGACCUGACCUGGGAGGACAAGGAGGACAAGGAGCACAAGGAGGACAAGCUGGACGCAGAGAACAUCCAGCCGGAUCCCAAAGAAAACGCCACUGACAAGAAGUACCAGUACAAAGAGGAACAAUGGAAGCCUAUCAACACGGAAGAAAAGAAGCAAUACGACCGAGAGUUUCUUCUUGGGUGCCAGUUCAGGUCCGCCAGCAUGAACAAGCCGGAGGGCUUGCCGGCCAUCAGCGACGUUGUCCUGGAUAAGGCAAACAAGACUCCUCUCCGUCAACUCGACCCCAGUCGCCUGCCAGGGAUGAACUGCGGUCCCGACUUCACGCCUUCCUUCGCCAAUCUGGGCCGGCCUGGCAUGGGAGGAGGAAACAGAGGGCCGCCUCCAGGAAUGGGCAUGGGAGUCGGCGGUCCCCGUCGCUCCCAGCAGCUCCAGAGGAAAGAUCUCAGGAAGAUCAUCCCCAGCAUGUCUCUCACCGAGGACGUGCAGCUCAACAAGGCCGAGAAGGCCUGGAAACCUUCUGUGAAGAAAAGCGCUCGCAGCCGCGUGGCAGACGAGGUCGAUGAGAACGACCCCGAGCAGUUAAAGACGUACGAACUGUUUAAACAAGUCCGCAGCAUCCUCAACAAACUGACCCCUCAGAAGUUUCAGCAGCUAAUGAAGCAGGUGAUGGAGCUGACUAUUGACACGGAGGAGAGGCUGAAGGGCGUCAUCGACCUCACCUUUGAGAAGGCCCUCUCCGAGCCCGACUUCUCAGUGGCCUAUGCAAACAUGUGCCGCUGUCUUUCGGGGCUCCAAGUCACGACCACAGACAAGCCGGGAGCCUCUGUGAAUUUCCGCAAACUGCUGCUAAAUCGCUGCCAGAAGGAGUUUGAGAAGGAUAAGGAUGAUGAUGAGAUCUUUGAGAAGAAGCAGAAAGAGCUGGACGCUGCAUCAGGGGGGGAGGAGAAGCAGCGGCUCAUGGACGAGCUGGUAGUCGCUAAGGACCAGGCGAGGAGGCGCUCCAAUGGCAACAUUAAGUUUAUCGGUGAGCUGUUUAAGCUGAAGAUGCUCACAGAGGUCAUCAUGCAUGACUGCAUAGUAAAGCUGCUGAAAAACCACGACGAGGAGUCGCUGGAGUGCCUGUGCAGGCUGCUGUCCACCAUCGGCAAGGACCUGGACUUCGAGAAGGCUAAGCCUCGUAUGGAUCAAUACUUCAAUCAGAUGGAGAAGAUAAUAAAAGAAAGGAAAACCACAUCCAGAAUCCGCUUCAUGUUGCAGGAUGUGCUGGACCUCCGAAGGAACAACUGGGUGCCUCGGCGAGGCGACCAGGGCCCCAAGACCAUCGACCAGAUCCACAAAGAGGCCGAGCUGGAGGAGCACAGGGAGCAGAUGAAGGUGCAGCAAGCGAUCAUUUCAAAGAAGGAGUCGGGCGGAGGCCCAGGAGGCAGGAUGGGCGGCGGGGGCCGGGCCGGGCCUCACACCCCGGGCCGGGGCGCUCCUCCCCAGGACGAGGGCUGGAACACAGUGCCCAUCUCCAAGAACCGACCCAUCGACACCUCUCGCCUUAGUAAAAUCACAAAGACGCCCGUUCUUGACUUCAACAACCAGCUGCUCGCUCCAGGAGGUAAAGGCACGUGGGGGAGCUGGGGCAAGGGCAGCAGCGGUGGAACCAGUGCCAAACCAGCAGAGUCUGAGUCGGGAGGCCGCCCCGCCACCCUGAACAGGUUCUCAGCCUUACAGCAGGCUCCGUCCCCGUCAGGCGCGUCCGUGGACUCAGACAGAAGAGUUCCUCAGAGAAACAGCUCCAGUCGAGACCGCAAUGAUCGUUUCGAGCGCUCCGACCGGAGCGGCGAGCGCUUCGACCGGCGGGACGAGCGGAGGGACGACCGCGAGCGGAACCGCCUCCAGGUCACCAAGCGCAGCUUCAGCCGGGAGACGGAGCAGCGCGGGUCAGCCGACCCCAUCCACAGGGUGGCCAGCAUGACGGACAACCGGGAGCCGAGCGGCAGAGAGCGAGCCCGGAGCAAAGACAGCGUGAAGCGGGAGACGGCUACACCCCCCCCACGCCCCCAGACCCCCACCAAGCCUGCCUUGACGGAAGAAGAGAUGGACAAAAAGUCAAUGGCUAUCAUUGAGGAGUAUCUCCACAUCAACGACAUGAAGGAGGCUGUGCAGUGUGUGCAGGAGAUGUACAGCACUCAGCUGCUGUUUGUGUUCGUCCGAAACGGGCUGGAGUCCACCCUGGAGCGCAGCACCAUCGCCAGAGAGCACAUGGGCCUGCUGCUGCAUCAGCUCUACAAGAUGGCCAUCCUGCCAACACAGCAGUUCUACAAAGGGCUUCAGGAGAUCCUGGAGGUGGCUGAAGACAUGGCCAUAGACAUCCCCCACAUGUACCUGUACCUGGCCGAGCUGAUCACACCCAUGCUGCACGAGGGGGGCAUCCCCAUGGGAGAACUCUUCAGGGAGAUUUCCAAGCCUUUGAUCGCUCAGGGCAAAGCUGGAGUCCUGCUGGUCCAAAUCCUCACUAUACUGUGCAAAGGAAUGAGCCAUAAGAAGACGGGGGCGAUGUGGAGGGAGGCCAGCCUCCGGUGGACAGACUUCCUUCCCCAGGAUGUAGACAUCAACAAGUUUGUGACAGACAUGAAUGUGGAGUUCACUUUGGGCGAGGAGUCAGAAAAGAGCAGAAAGAAGGAGCUGAGUUAUGCGGAGCUGAGCCAACAGCUGGACAGGCUGGUCCAGGACAAGGCCGAGAAUCAGAGGAUUUUUGACUGGGUGGAGGCCAACCUAGAUGACCAGCAGACUUCCUCCAACAUCUUCGUCAGAGCGCUGAUGACCUGCAUCUGCCAGGCAGCGAUCAUCGGUGAGAACCCCUACAAGGUGGAUGUAGAGCUGAUCAGCCGGAGGGCCAAACUGCUGCAGAGAUACCUGAAGGACGAGCAGAAGGAGCUGCAGGCUCUCUACGCCCUGCAGGCCCUGAUGGUGCAGCUGGAGCAGCCGGCCAAUUUGCUGCGGAUGUUCUUUGACGCCCUUUACGACGAGGACGUGAUCAAAGAGGAGGCCUUCUACAAGUGGGAGUCCAGCAAAGACGCCGCCGAGCAGCAGGGCAAGGGCGUGGCCCUCAAGUCCGUCACCGCCUUCUUCACGUGGCUCUGCGAGGCCGAGGAUGAGUCUGACAACAGCUAGGUGCCGCCGCCGGCACCGGGAAGGAUCCUCUGGUAGAGUGAAUGUUCUGUUGAGAUUCAGAAGAGUCUGAAUCAGCAAAAUCCUUCUGCAUAAACAGAAAAAAAUUAGAAAAAAAUUCUUCAAGUGGGAGAGAUUGUAUUAUGGAUCGAAGGUUCGAUCGUUCUUUGUUUGUGUUUGUUUUUGGGUUUCAUGUAUUACCCCGGGCAAAAGAAUGUCUUUUUUUAAAUAAAUAGAAAUACAGGAUUAAAUAGAGAGUAUAUAUGUGAGAGAGAAUGCUGUGGAGGACAAUGUAAUACAGUUUACUUCAGUGUUUCCCUUUGGGCUUAUUUUGAAUGGAUUUUUCCUCACGUUGGCAAUGCUAUUCAAAGGUUUUUGCUUAAUGGACAAAAAACAUGUAGAAGCUGUUUGCAUCUAUAUUUUUAAUGAAUUUGUGUUCAGCAUGUGGACAGGACGCAGCAACUCUGUCAUGCCACGUUUUGUUCUACAUGAUAUGCAUAUGUAGACGAAUGGCUUCUUUUUUCCCCUCGAGCUUCGGAUGAAGGGAGUGGAUGUUUUAUAAUAAAAUAGAAAACUACAAAGAAGAGUGGUGUGGCUGUCGGAGGGGCUCCAGACGGGAGCAGCGGGGACAGUUGGAGACUCCAACUUUCACCAGACUCGCCCAGGACGGUUUCACUCGAGAGAGUCGACGAACUUUGGCCAUUUUGCUGCUGGGGGGGUGACGAUGCUUCCCCAGCCCCGCCUUCCACGCCGCCCUCCAGCGUAUCUGCUUCACUCGUUUCCUGUGCUUCAAAAGAACUGUGGACUGACAAAGGGAGCGCACGGGCGAGGGUUCACGGUGGCAGAACGUCCUCAGAGACUGGUGUCAGAUUUUAAGAGAGUGAUCACUAUUGAAACUUGAAUAAAGCAUCCGGACAACAUCGACUUUAACUACAAGGGACUUCAAGGAAAAAAAACAAACAUUGCAAAUUAAAAGGCUACUUUGCUUCCAUGAGUGGAAAUACAUUUUGGGAGAGAUCUGUAAAUAUAUGAUGGAUGGAUAGUUAGUUUGUGACCCCCCACCCCCCAAAAGCAAAGUUGCUAAUGUAACCCUUCUCCCUCUGACACACAACUGCAGUUUUCUCCUGUAUUUAUAUUUUUCCUCUCCUCAGCUGGCAGAAGGUGCUUGUAAUUAUUCAACUCAUUGAUUACAAUUUAAUUGAAAAUUUGUAUAUAGUUUUUUUUCUUUUUUUGGCUUCUUUAUUAAAAAGAUAUUUAAUUACAGAAAAAAGAAUGUUUCAUUUCACGCCCAAAACCGGAAGAGCAAAUAAAUACGGGUGCAGAUGAAAGUGAAUCACACGCAGGGGCCUCGUGGAUGAAGGGGUGAAGGGGUGAGGCCUCAUCGAAGUAUGGCCCUCAGUUUUUUGUUGUAUUUUUUAUAUUCUGUGAUGUAUUAGCUGAGUGUAGGAGGAAAAAGGCCAUGAAACACAAGAAUGGUUCCUUAAAAGUUGCAUUUCACUUUGUUUCCACCCACAGGUUUUGGUUUCUGAACGUAUGAAUCAUUUAUUUUCCUCCUCGGGCUUGAAGCGCCGCAGUAUCUGAAUCCAGUAAAACCUGAGGGUGAAUGUUGAAACAAAAAAACAAAGUAAAUAUUCAGACAUGAUCUACGAUGCAAAGGUUUUUUUGUAGAUUAAGAC
Molecule: messenger RNA, 7074 nt
Organism: Cololabis saira (Pacific saury)
Lineage: Eukaryota; Metazoa; Chordata; Actinopteri; Beloniformes; Belonidae
Product: eukaryotic translation initiation factor 4 gamma 1-like
Exons: 33
Coding region: 203-5401 (1732 amino acids)
Cellular component (GO): eukaryotic translation initiation factor 4F complex
Molecular function (GO): protein binding; mRNA binding; translation initiation factor activity
Source: RefSeq, a predicted model, not a curated record